Penicillium salamii is the source of this 2268-nucleotide messenger RNA. NCBI's taxonomy places the organism in Eukaryota, Fungi, Ascomycota, Eurotiomycetes, Eurotiales, Aspergillaceae. The record is from the annotation of a GenBank genome assembly.
AUGUCUUGGCUCGCGGGGUACGGCAAAGAAGGCAAAGAAACCAAAGAAAACAACGGGGAGAAUGACAACCUCGGUGUUGAUUGGGUUCUACAGUAUGAAUUUGGGGAUAUUGAUCAAGCGCAAGCGAUCGCCGAGUUCCGAACGUUGAUUUCCGACCUGAGUGAAGCUGGUCUUCGAGUUCAGGUGCGCCACGGACAUGGCUCAGCCUUGUUGGUGUGCAUUAGAGUCCCGCGGGACCACCUGGGGAAUUUGGUACAUCAGUCAAGAAUCAAGGAUUGGUUAUUCGGAAUCACACACACAUUACCGGACGGCGACGAGACAGAAAUCGCGGACGCUGAAACACCGUCCGAGGAGAUCCGCUCGGUGUACCACGCUGUCACCUGGCAAAAGAAACUUGGCGGGGCGGGAAUUACGCCUGGUUUUGGAAAAUGGAAGAAUGUUACGGCGUCAUUCCCGCUGCAUGACCAGGAGGCGUGUGCAGCGAUGCUGCGACAAUGGAACCGAAAAACUAUGUUGACGCCGCAAGAUCUGGAUGCCAUUCGGGCCAUGUUUGGUGAAAAGGUCGCAUUCUAUUACGCCUUCAUUCACUGCUAUUCAUUAUUCCUCGUUGUACCCGCCGGCCUAGGAAUAGUUGGCUGGCUAUAUCUGGGACCAUAUUCGAUCACAUAUGGAGUCGUACUCUGCGCCUGGUGCAUUGUGUUCGUCGAGUAUUGGAAGAUCCGCGAGGCGGAUCUAAGCCAGCGGUGGGAUGUGAAGGGCGUCGGGAUCCUAAAGGUGAAUCGCAAGCAGUAUGUGUGGGAGAAGGAGGUGAAAGAUCCAAUCAGCGGACAAGUAAAGCAGGUCUUCCCAGGAUGGAAGCAAUUUUCACGCCAACUGUUAUUGGUUCCCUUCGCAUCGGUGGCUAGCGUGGCACUGGGAGCCUUGAUUGUCGCUUCCUUCGCUUCGGAAGUCUUCAUCUCCGAGGUAUACGACGGACCAUUCAAAGGAUACCUGGAAUUUUUGCCCACGAUUCUCUUCUCGCUUUCAUUACCUGCCAUCACCUCUUUCUUGACCAAUAUCGCCACACGCCUGACAAACUACGAAAAUUACCGCACCCAGGAUCAAUACGACCUCGCGCAGACUCAGAAGACUUUUGUGAUGAACUUCAUCACGUCGUUCCUCCCAACGAUACUCACCGCUUAUGUCUACGUUCCAUUCGGAAAACAGAUCGUCCCGCAUCUGGAUAUCCUGCGGAUCUUCGGCUGGAAGUCAGAUCUGCUAAGUGGACAGAAAGAGUUUGAAGUUGACACCAGCCGGUUCCAGCAAGAGGUGAUUUAUCUUUCUAUGACAGCCCAAGUACUGAGCUUUGGUGAAGAAAUUGUUCUUCCAUAUGUGAAACAUGUCCUCUGGCAAAAAUGGCAAAAUUACCGCGAACGCAAAGCAGAAUUCGGGCGAAAACGCAGCUUCUCUGUGGCCACUGAUCUGUUGCUAAUCGACCCACCCGACGAGGCGGACUUCAUGGCCCGACUUCGUAGUGAGGCUAGCGCAGACGAGUAUCAUGUUGAGGAAGAUAUCUUGGAGAUGUGUGUCCAGUUCGGCUACCUGGCGCUGUUUGGAGUUGCCUGGCCGUUGGUCCCCCUUGGAUUCCUGCUGAACAAUUGGUUGGAGUUGCGAGGUGACUUCUUCAAGCUUACCUUAGAAUGCCAGCGGCCCCCACCGAUCCGCUCCGACUCCAUCGGACCGUGUUUAUUGGGACUGGAUUUCCUGGCCUGGCUGGGCACUCUGUCCACUGCGGCGAUUGUUCACAUCUAUCGGGGACCAAUGUCCGAAGUACGUCUGUCCUAUCUUCUCCUAACCAUCUUCAUCGCCGAGCAGGCCUACCUCGGAAUGAGGUUCACGGCCAGUGUGGCCCUGGAGAAAAUCUUUUCGGAGACGAUCCGACGGGAAGAGGCCCGUCGAUAUGCCGUCCGGUCGAGUUACUUCGCCGCCAGUCUGGCUCGUAAUUCGACUCCCAGCUCGGGGUCGCAAGGCUCGCCCAAUGGUCGAGUCCGCCAUCGGGUGCGAUUCAACGAGCGGGUCAAUGUAUAUGGUGCAAAUGAAAAAGCACCCUCGCCCGACGGGACACCUUCCCCCACUCGCGAGGAGCCCGAAGAUGAUGUACUUCGAGGGUCCGACCGUGAAGCCCAGUUCUGGAGCGCACAGUCACAAGGCACGGGGGCGGACGCGGGCGUCAAGCUCAUUCGUGCACUUAAGUCUAAAGCGGAGACCAAGUUGUCGAAAGAGGCUUAG